UCAAAUAGGUUAGCCAUACCUAACAUAAACAAUACCAGCUAAAAUGAAUCAUAGGCACAUAAACGUAUAAUUUUUUCGAGUUAAAUAGGUAAUAUUCAUCGGAAUACCCCAAACAGGUUUGAAUUCAACCGCAUAGUCCAGGUAUACACGUCUUCUACGAAUAGUAAACACUGAUACCCAACGUUAUAGCCAGACACAUGUAGACUGGUGAUUUUCCGAUGAUACACAUGAAACCGGACUAUGUAUCGAGCACGUGUAUCAAGUCACUAUUCGUAAGUUCACUCAAUGAAUAAGUCAACGUUCCUAGUUCCUAGAUGAAAAAUCAGUAAUCAGUAUGCAUAACAUCGAUCACAACCCUUCCUCAAUGAAUAAUAUAGAGGAGCACGAAUACGGUGUCCAGAUUCAGAAUGGAACGAAGCAAGCUUCAUUUCGACAGAACUUUGAAAAGUAUUAUGACAGACUGAGCUGUUGGAUGAUUUUAUCGAUGUUCUUUUGCAGUCCAUUUGUUUUCUUGUUUAUGUGCAUUACAUCGCCACUGUGGAUAUUUGCCUUAAUUUAUUUAUGGUGGAUGUAUUACGAUCGUGAAACUCCACAUGAGGGAGGAAGAAGGCAGAUGUGGUUAAGAAAAUCACGAUUUUGGCGAUGUAGCAGAGAUUACUUUCCCAUUAAACUAGUCAAAACAGCCGAGUUACCACCAGAUACGACUUAUUUAUUCGCUUCAUUUCCGCACGGUUUUCUUUCAAUCGGUGCUCUGAUCAAUUUUUUAACCGAUGUCAAUAAUUUCGACGAAGCUUUUCCAGGCUUAAAUGUGUACCUGUGUUCAUUGAGUACAUAUUUCAAGGUCCCCUUUAUCAGAGAUCUGCUUUUAUUUCUAUGUGUUUGCGUAUGUUCGCCCAGAGGUAUUUUACACGAGUUGAAUGGGCCUGCUGGUAACGUGGGUGUGGUGGUUGUCGGAGGUAUGGCAGAAAUGAUUGUAUCUCGUCCGAGUACUAAUCGACUAAUUCUGAAGAAUCGAAAAGGAUUCGUGAAAUUGGCCUUAAAAGCUGGAUCAUCUUUAGUACCAGUUUAUACUUUCGGUGAACCCAAUACCUACGAUCAACCUUUCAAUGGUAAAUGGUACAAAUGGUUGCAAAAAAUUCGUUCACCUCAGAGCGCUGGAUUUGCUUUAUUCAGCGGUCCUUGUGAACCAGGUUACUUGUUUGGACUUUUACCAUACCAAACACCUCUCACUACUGUUGUGGGAAAACCAAUCAAGCUACCAAAAGUGGAAAAUCCAACGAACGGGAUGGUGGAUGAAUAUCACACAAAAUUCGUGCAAGAGUUGACCAAGUUAUUUGAAAAAUAUAAGAUCAAAUAUGAUCCUCAAGGAGAAAACGCCAUUCUGAGUAUCGAAUAGGAAGAUUUAUAACGUAAUCAAAAGUUGGAGUACUUGAAAUUUUCAAAAAUACAGUACCUACUCGAACAA
Molecule: messenger RNA, 1465 nt
Organism: Planococcus citri (citrus mealybug)
Lineage: Eukaryota; Metazoa; Arthropoda; Insecta; Hemiptera; Pseudococcidae
Product: diacylglycerol O-acyltransferase 2-like
Exons: 6
Coding region: 335-1396 (353 amino acids)
Biological process (GO): triglyceride biosynthetic process
Cellular component (GO): endoplasmic reticulum membrane
Molecular function (GO): diacylglycerol O-acyltransferase activity
Source: RefSeq, a predicted model, not a curated record